Molecule: messenger RNA, 3141 nt
Organism: Trypanosoma rangeli
Lineage: Eukaryota; Euglenozoa; Kinetoplastea; Trypanosomatida; Trypanosomatidae
Product: putative helicase-like protein
Exons: 1
Coding region: 1-3141 (1046 amino acids)
Cellular component (GO): nucleus
Molecular function (GO): ATP-dependent chromatin remodeler activity; ATP hydrolysis activity; ATP binding
Source: RefSeq, a predicted model, not a curated record
AUGGAAGAGCAGCCCGUCUUCGUCAUGUCCACGAGCGAGAGCGAGUGCGGAGACGACGACGACGGUGGCAAAGCAACGGGUGUGUGUGCGUUGGCGGUGGUGGCCCCGGAGGGGAGUUUCUCCCGGCAUUCUGCUGCCGCAGCGAGGUCCAUAGAUGAGGUUCUCUUCGGCGAUGGGAGUCACCGCCGCGCGGUGUCGCCAGGGUUGCGUGUGCAGGAAACGGAUAGCGACACUGACUCCUCAUGCGGCAGCAGCAGCAACAGGAGUGCGUUCAUGGAAGAGGGCGUCGGGGAGGAGGCGGGACGGCUGAGCCGCAGUCCUGGCGUCGCGGGUGACAGGGUUGCGGUAGAGCCGUACGAGCACCCCAUGAGUGCGGCGGCGUUGCGUGGGAUGACAUGCGCUGAUGUGCGUGCUGUGCUGGAGCCCUUUUUUCAGCGUAAGGAGGCGGCGAGGAUGCACUUUGAUGCGGCGCAGCAACGAGUCGAGGAAGCGAUAGGGGCGAAGAUGAGUAGGGGGGACAAGAACCUGCUGGAACGCUGGAGGCGCCUAGUGAAUAUCUCCAACUGGGGCGAUGGCAGUGUGUCAAGUAACGAUGUCUUGCUUCCAGAAGUGCUCGUUCCCCCAGCUGCGACUAAGCUUGGCAUCGCUGGCGCCUCCACAAUAACGACUGUGGCCUCCGAGCUGCGGCAGCUGCGGCCACAUCAAAUAGAUGGCAUUCGCUUCUUGUGGAGUAUUCUUGUGGAAGGGCCUGUCGGAAGAGUCCCUGCCGUUGGUUGCAUUCUUGCCCACACCAUGGGACUCGGCAAGACCUGCCAGGUGGUCGUUUUUCUGCAUCUUUUCCUCAAUGAGCAAAGACGGUGUGAAGCGCGGUCGCAGCGGGUGUUAAUUGUAGUCCCAAAAUCUACACGAGCGGCGUGGCUGAAGGAGUUCGCCGUCUGGUCACCGUAUUUUCCCCUUGCCCAGCGCCUCACCCCAAUCGCUAUUGAUGAGCGUGACAGUGCGAGGCGGCGGUCGGAGGUGUACGAGGGUUGGUGCAGCGAAGGUGGGGUGUUGCUUGUGGGGUACGAGAUGCUGCUCGGCCUCACGAAGCUCUCGACGAAGGAAGUAAAGGGGAAUAAAAAGGGAUGCAGGUUGACGGAUCUGCUCAUAUGCGAUGAGGCUCAUCGAUUAAAGUCAACGCAUCUGCAGAUUUCGGCGGCACUCCGUGGGUUACACCCGCUGCGUCGGCUGCUUUUGACGGGUACGCCUCUGCAGAAUCACCUGCAGGAGUAUUGGGCCAUGGUGGACUUUGCGCUUCACAAGUACUUUGAACGGCGACGAUUUCAGGAAUUCUUCAUUAACCCAAUUGAGGCCUCCGUCGCUCAAGAGGCCAGCCCGAGGGAGGUUGCCAUGGCUCGUAUGAAGACAUUCGCUCUGAUACGUGAGCUGCGACACUUUGUUCAGCGCGUGGAUAGCACCCCACUACAGAAAGAGUUACCACCCCUGCAUGAGUACGUGCUUGUUGUCCCGCUCUCCGCACUCCAGGCCCGCUUGUACAAUCGCUUCCUGCAGCUGGUGCGUCUGGAGCGAUACAAGUUUAACUUUCUCCAGGCGGUAACGUACGCCAACAAGAUCUCCGCCCAUCCGAAGUUACUUGAGGUAAAUCCAUGCUCACCAGUGCGAGGUAUUCUACGAGGGCUGGAGGGCAACUCCGAUGAGGAGGAGGAGGAGGGAGAAGAAGAGGAGGGUGGCAGUGCGGAGGAGAGGAAUAGAGGGAGUUGUGGCUGGCGGCGCACGGCAGUCGCUGGAGCGCCGGUUAGUCAGAGGUAUGCCGACCUCUUCCAGCUGCCGCCAAACUACACCGCGGCCCCUGAAGACGGUGCCAAGUUGUAUAUCGCCGUCCGGAUCAUCAAGGCGGCGAUGCUGCGGGGUGAAAAGACGUUGUUCUUUAGCUUAUCGACGAAACUACUUGAUCUCUUUGAGGAAAUUAUUGCUGAGAUGAAUCGUCGAUGGCAGCAAGAUGGCUCCCUGUCACGUCCAAUCAGCGUUUGCCACCUCGAUGGGAGUAGCAGCGGGGCGCAGCGUGAGAGUACGCUGCGGUCCUACCACUCCGAACGCGGUGCAGACGUGCUGCUGCUUAGCAUGAAGGCAGGCGGGGUGGGUAUCACCAUCACUGCCGCCACUCGUGUUAUUCUCGCAGACAGCGGCUUCAACCCGGCAGAUGACAGGCAAGCCAUUGGACGUGCCUACCGCUACGGGCAGACACGACCCGUCUUUGUCUACCGGCUCGUGUGCUACCAGACGUUGGAGCAUCGCCUGUUUCAGCAGAAGUUGGCAAAAGAAUGGCUUUUUCGAACCAUUGUCGAGGAGGCCUCGUUGAAGCGUGACGCUCUGGCCGGAUUACGUCUGCAGUCUAUGUUUCAGCUCCUCAGUCGUGCACGGGAGGUGGCAAACGGGGUGCCAACGUUGACCGAUGGGCAGCGAAAGUCGACGGCGCGGCUGGUGGCGGAGGACGCAGUGCUAGCUGAUGUAGCCGAACACAUUAUCUACGCCGAGGCGCACGAGGUCUACCUGCAGCAUGACGAGCUGGUGCAGUACGGCGCAGAGGAGCGGGAGUUCUACGAGGAGUACCAGAAGAAAGGCGUCUUUAACGUUGACGGGGACGUAGGUGAGGUCGGCCUUGUGCGUGAGCAGGAGCAGCGCAAGCGGCAGCGCGAAGAACAGUGGGAUAAUGUGGAGGGACGGACGAAAACGCUAACGACGUUGGUUGACGAUAUCAUCCGCGGCCGUGCGGAAGCUGACCCGCAGCUUCGCCACCUCCUGCGCAUGAUGGGUGUCACUGUGGAUGCGUCGGGGGCGGUCUCCGUUGUGAGUGUGCGGGAGGCGCAACAGUCUCUCACAGGGGAUGGGGAGAGUAUAGGUGUAGGCGGCGAUGACGGACAUCGUCGUUUGACAGACACGAAGGCAGCACGCACAGAGACGGGUCCGCGUUUACUUCCCGUAUUGUUAAAGGACUUGGACGACGAGGAAGAUGAGUCUGUCCUCUUUUACGGGAAGGAGAGUGAAGACAUCGGUGUGGUCAUUGACCCGUCCAAAUACGAGCCCUACAGGCCGGGUGGUAACGCCCAGCACGCUAUCUUUGUCGACGAGGACGAGGUGUAG